AUGGCCAAUCGUACGGUAAAAGACGCGAAAUCUAUUCGCGGUACAAAUCCUCAAUAUCUUAUUGAGAAAAUUAUACGUUCACGAAUAUACGAUUCUAAAUAUUGGAAAGAAGAAUGUUUCGCUUUAACAGCGGAACUUCUAGUCGACAAAGCUAUGGAAUUGCGCUAUGUCGGCGGGGUGCAUGGUGGCUUCAUUUACCCGACUCCCUUUUUGUGUUUGGUUUUGAAAAUGUUACAGAUACAACCUGAGAAAGAUAUCGUAGUGGAAUUUAUAAAGAACGAGGAAUUCAAAUAUGUUCGCGCCUUGGGUGCCUUUUACAUGCGGCUCACAGGAUCUUCCGUAGACUGUUACAAGUAUUUGGAGCCGCUUUAUAAUGAUAACAGAAAACUGAGACGACAAAACCGAGAAGGUCAAUAUCAAAUAGUGCAUAUGGACGAGUUUAUUGAUGAACUGCUAAGAGAAGAGCGCUUGUGCGAUGUUAUUCUGCCCAGGAUUCAGAAGAGACAUAUUCUAGAAGAAAACAAUGAAUUAGAGCCGAAAAUUUCGGCUCUCGAUGAUGAUUUAGAUGAAGAUAUGCCGUCUGAAGACGAUAAUCCUGAGUCUGAUGCCAAAGAAAAUAGAAGAGAAAAGGAUAGAAGAGAAAAGGAUAGAAGAGACAGAGAUAGAAGAAGAGACAGAUCAAGAGAUCGCGAUAGACGUGAUAAAGAUAGGAAACGUGAGCGCUCACGUAGCAGAGACAGAGAGCGCAGAAGGGAAAGAGACAGAGAACGUGAGAAAGAAAGAGACAGAGAUCGUGACCGAACUAGAGAUGUGAGGGAGAGAGAACGGGACAGGGAUAAAGAUCGAAGAGACAGGGAUCGUCAUGAAAUAGAGAGGCGGAGGGAUAGAGGGGGUAGAUAUUAAGGUUUUAGUGAUAGAAUAAUAAAAGUAUUUUCAAAUCAGUGUGUUUAUUAUCUUGGUGGUACCAAAUUUGAAGUGUAAAGCAACUUGCAGGUUAGCAAGCUGAAAACGGCUGGUGUAGCAGAUAAAAUUGCUGUAGCUACUUACGUCACAUCUGGACUCCACUACUAGUUAACAUCAGGUGGGGUUGUCAUUUGUCAAACCAUAACAUAUAAAAAGAAAACCAAACAUUCCUGCUACACAACCUAUGUAAAUUAAGAAAUUAUAAAAAAUAUCUUCUCAAAUUUAUUAAGGAAAGGAAAAUCCUAUUAUUACUAUUGACAUGAACCAACCAAUAUUAGUAAAACUACUUUUAGUAGAAGAUCCGAACCUACGUUGACCUUCACCAAGCUGAUAAUAGAAUGAAACAUCUUUUAUCAUGAAUUUAGUAUAUUAGGAAAUAUAUUAAAAUUUGGUUGCCUAAAAAAAUCUUGGAUAGACUAUUUUUAAUUAAUUUUUAAAAAUAUAUAUUUAAUCAAAUGUUGCAACAUCAAAAUAAUAAGAAAAUGUCCUGACUUACAGUUGAGUGACACUGAAAGAUAAGAACAAUAUAUUUUUAUGUUAUUAUGAAGUCAAUCUUAGAAUCUCCAGGGAAGUUCUGAUUGUGUAAUCAGUAGAGAGGUUUUGCAACCUAUUUUAGUCUAAUGGUUGACUGCAACUAAUAAGGUUACUACAAACUUUUGGUUCAGUAAGUUAAGUAGUAAUAAUCAAAGAGAGACUUUGCCUUCCGUGCAAUAAAAAAAGUAAUAGUAUUCGCUUAGCAGAGUCAUAUUUUGAUUAAUCAAGAACAAAAUUAUAGUUGUUCAUAUAACACCUCCACCUCCAAUAUCACAAUUGGUUUAAAAGCAAGUUCAAGUUCAGAUCUCUUUCAAACAGGUGUUUAAUUAUGUUAUAUUAUACCUAUUAGUUAAAACAACAAUUUUAAAAUAAAUACUAUAAGGACAAUAAUAGUGUUCAUUAAAACAUGUUCAGUAGGUAUAAAAAUUAAUUGAAAUAAGGUUUUUUAAACAUUAAAUUUAUUAAAUUGUUUUAUUUACAUACUGCAACGAUAACAAAAACCAUAUUGUUAUGCCUUCCAAGAGUUCCACGGACAUGAGUAGAACACGACAAGGAAUUGCAAUAUACCUGAUUAAUACUUAAUUGCAAUUGACUAAUUUUUAAUGGCAAUAGGUAUUUUUAAACAUUUUAUUAUAAAUGUGAACCCCAUUAAGAUUUCUAUUAAAUUCUAAAGUGAUAUUUAUUUCUGUUGUUUCACUGGCCUCUGCCGCAGCUAGGGUUACCAUAUUUCAGGAUUUGCCCUGAGAUUUCAGUAUUUUUGGACUCUUCGCAGGAUUGCGGCUGGAUUUUGCAAAUCUCAGGAUAUUUGAAUUUUUAAUAAAAUACAGCUUAUGUAGUAUAUACAUACAUAAUCAGUUUUAUCUUACUUAAUAUGUGAAGAUAAAUUUUUAAGUAAGGUUUUUCCUCAAUUAUGGAUUUCUAAAAUGGCCCACAUGUUGCUCUUCAAAUUAUAUUGAAUUAAAGGUAUAAGCAGUGUAUAUAAACGAUAAUAUUAUGACUUCUAAAAAUUGUUAAGUAUGUUUCAGAGAAAAUUCUCAAACUAUAAAAAAUCUCAGGAUUUUUCAAUGGAAAUCAACCUUUUCUCCGGACUUUUGAUUUUUUUAUCUGGUUACCCUAGCCGCAGCAUAAAUCAUUGUCAAAAACUACACCCGGGAUAAAAAAAAACAGUAUUAUUACUUUGUCCUCAGUACAUGACCAUACCAUAUCUCCAAACAUAUAUAGUGAUCUGUGAUCUCCAAUGUUGUCGUCCAAGCAGGCAAGGGCGGCAGUUGCAGGCGGCGGGCGGCGAGGGGUGGCAGAAGCAAUAGAAAGGCAUUCGUUAUAGAACUACUAGCGGCCGAAGAAGACUUCGUCCGCGUCAACUAAAUUUUUUAAGAAUCCCAAAGGAGCCUAAUAUUUUACUGGAAUAAAUGUAUCCUAAUAUUUGUAGGUUAAGUUAGGUUAACAGCUACCUUUCAUUAAAAUUCGUUCAAUGAUUUUCGCUUGAUUGAAGUAACAAACAUACAAACUUUCUCAUUAUAUUUUUAGUUGGUUUGAUUUUAAUUCCAGGGUAGGGAAGCGAAAAUCCUAAAUGAAAAAUUAUGCAUAGAGUUUUCGUUAGGAAUUAUUUACAGAAACGAACUAAAACCAUCGAAAACAAAGCUGGGGGCCAAUCGCCUAACGGAAAUGCUUUGGAAAACGCUAACGCUUACGAUUUUAUUUUCUUAUUUCUAGCCGCCUGAGGUAUUCAAAUGCCUCGCGCUCUUUCUU
This is a messenger RNA of Chilo suppressalis (striped riceborer), 3246 nucleotides long. The record is from the annotation of a GenBank genome assembly. Lineage: Eukaryota; Metazoa; Arthropoda; Insecta; Lepidoptera; Crambidae.